ACUUGUAGGAACUGUUUGUGGCAGUUGCGCAUAGUACAUAUUCCCAAACUCGCUUCUGGUUUUCUUCCUCCCGUCGCCUAACGACCGGAGGAAAAAAUCAUCUCCCAACUGAACGAUUGAAGAUCAUCGCCAAAACACCGCGAAAUGAUUUAGACUGAAUACAAUAACUCAAGUCGGACCUGAAGAUAGUAAUAAUACGUCCCGCGAUGGAGUUUCUCAUUCGCUUCGCCCAGGCGCACGAGACUUUUCGACAGCCGGAGAUCGAAGCUCUGGCGUCGCUUGCUGGAUAUAAAGUCGACUUUCUUUACUACGAUAAAUUUUCGCCUUAUGCUGUUGUAAAACUACCAGAUGAAGCAGCAGCCCGCGCAGUCAUCUCCCGCAGCAUCCUAGCAAAAGACAUUUUCUCACUCUGGGGUCAAGCCACCAACUAUGACGACCUCCACGCCAACGUCCGCAGGCGGACGUCGCACCUCUGGAAAGACCUGAAGCAAGUAUCAUUCCGUUUCACGGUCGAUGCAUUCGCGGGAAAACACACCGCCGAAGAAACUCGCGAUAUCAUCCAAAGUUUCGCGUACGUGGGCUUCGAGGGUCCGGUCCGGCUGAAGAACCCCGACGAGCAAUUUUGGGUGUGUGAGGAAUAUAUCUCUGAUGUUGAAGCACCGCGUUCGACGAGAUCUGCGGAGCCGAUGCCGCAAUUGACGCGCCCCAAGAGGAUUUUCCUUGGGCGGUGGUUAGCUCAUGGUAGUCGGGAUAUCAUGGGCAAAUAUGAUCUGAAAAAACGGAAGUUUAUCAGUACGACGUCCAUGGAUGCGGAACUGACUCUGAUCACGGCAAAUAUGGCCCAUGCUGCCCCUGGUAAGCUUUUCUAUGAUCCAUUUGUGGGGACUGGGAGCUUCUGCGUGGCGGCGGCGCAUUUCGGGGCGCUGAAUAUGGGUUCUGAUAUUGAUGCGCGGAGCUUCAAGGGGAAGGAUCCGGCGACAGUGGGAAAUAACAAACAGGUCCGUGAUGUCAGAACGGGGCGCUCCAUUGGACUGUUGUCGAACUUCGAACAGUAUGGGAUUGCGAGCAAAUACGUGGAUGCGUUUACGUCGGAUCUGACCAACACGCCUAUCCGUGUCGGGCAAUUUCUGGAUGGUAUCGUCUGUGAUCCUCCUUAUGGUGUUCGUGAGGGACUCCGGGUCUUGGGGACGCGUGAUGGUCGUGGUACGGAAGAAGUUCUCAUUGAUGGAGUUCCUGCUCAUUAUCUACCUGGAUACAUUGCACCAAAGAAACCCUACGGAUUCGAAGCAAUGCAGAACGACAUUCUCACCUUCGCCUCUCGAACGCUUGUCACAGAUGGACGCCUAUGCAUGUGGAUGCCCACAUCCAACGACGAGGUGGAAUUGGUGAUCCCCAUGCAUCCAGAUCUAGAGAUCGUCAGCGUAUCUGUACAGCCAUUCAACAACUGGUCCCGACGGCUUAUUACAUAUCGCCGUUUGCCAGAGGGGCAGGUCUCAGAUGUCUCAUUGGGGCGACAGAAAUAUGACGCACAGGGUAAUUACGCGGAUGAUUUGAAUGAGUUCAGAAGAAAAUAUUUCACCAAAAACGAAAAGAAGCUCGCCAAAGAGCAAGAGAAAACUCACGAUGAAUAGAUAUUACCAAUCGCAUAGACAUUUAACAAAAGUUAGAUACCAAAUCAAAUGUUCAUAAUUUUCCACCUCUCUUUCCAUCAUCUUGCCGCGAGGCUCCCUCCAAGCCCACCCCUUCUACAUUCCUAACGCGCUGAACUUCCCUCGCCAGCUCUUCUCGGAUCUCACUAGCCAACUUCUCCCCUUCUUCCUCGUCCAAUUCGUCCCUUUGCCCGCGACCAAACAUUACAUAGCUUGCCUUGUUCGCGCUAACUGGCUGGUCCAGUGGUGGCCUGGGGACGAUGUGGAAGUGGACGUGGGGGAUUACUUGAGCAGCUCUUAUGCCUAUGAGAUAUGUUAGCAUUUAUGGUGAUAGAAUAGAUCGUGGGUGUAGAUGUACCGUUAUUCUGAACUACAUUCCAAUGUGCCUCGGC
Aspergillus ruber CBS 135680 is the source of this 2041-nucleotide messenger RNA. Its product is annotated as tRNA (guanine-N2-)-methyltransferase. The coding region runs from base 207 to 1631 and encodes 474 amino acids. Gene Ontology annotation, molecular function: nucleic acid binding. Gene Ontology annotation, cellular component: cytoplasm. Lineage: Eukaryota; Fungi; Ascomycota; Eurotiomycetes; Eurotiales; Aspergillaceae. The record is from RefSeq and is a predicted model, not a curated record. The transcript has 5 exons. Gene Ontology annotation, biological process: methylation.